AUGGAGGAGGUUUUGUUGUUGAAAGAAGAGAGAGAAGAGAAGAGAGGGAGAGUGAGAUGGGGUGCAUUGAUAUGGGAGGAGAUGAAGAGACUGGGAUACUUAGCUGGACCUAUGGUAGCAGUGACUCUAUCACAGUAUCUGCUUCAAGUAAUAUCAGUAAUGAUGGUGGGCCAUUUGGGUGAACUCUCUCUCUCCAGCACCGCCAUAGCCAUUUCUCUCUGUAGUGUCACUGGUUUCAGCUUUCUAUUAGGUAUGGCAAGUGCUCUGGAAACUCUAAGUGGACAAGCAUAUGGUGCUCAACAAUAUAAAAGAAUUGGAACUCAAACUUACACGGCCAUUUUUUCCCUGAUUAUUGUUUGCAUUCCUCUCUCUGUCCUGUGGAUAUUCUUGGGAAAGGUACUCGUUUUUGUAGGCCAAGAUCCUCAGAUUUCGCACGAAGCUGGAAAAUUUACAAUGUGGCUUGUUCCGGCACUUUUUGGCUAUGCAACGCUUCAACCACUCAUUCGGUAUUUUCAAAUGCAAAGUAUGAUCCUUCCCAUGCUCAUAAGCUCAUGCAUCACUAUCUGUUUCCACAUAGCUGUCUGUUGGGUGCUAGUAUUUAAGUCGGGAUUAAAGAAUAUUGGAGCUGCUGUAGCCAUGGACCUUUCGAUGUGGUUAAAUGUUACCAUUCUCGGUUUGUACAUGAAGUUCUCUUCCACCUGUGAGAAAACCCGUGCCCCCCUUUCAAUGGAUAUAUUCAAAGGAAUGAAAGAAUUUUUCCGCUUUGCCGUUCCUUCUGCUGUAAUGAUUUGUCUUGAAUGGUGGUCAUUUGAGCUACUUAUCUUGCUAUCAGGGCUUUUACCUAAUCCGCAGCUUGAAACCUCGGUGCUCUCCGUGUGCCUAAACACCAUUUUUACACUAUAUGCAAUACCGUAUGGAUUAUCUGCUGCUGCAAGCACAAGAAUAUCGAAUGAGUUAGGGGCUGGAAAUCCACGAGGAGCUCGUGUAUCCGUUAUUUCUCUAAUGCUUAUUGCGGCCGUAGAAGGAUUAACAGUGAGCGCAAUCCUCUUUAUUAGCCGGCACGUUUUUGGCUACAUUUUCAGCAAUGAGAAGGAAGUUGUGGACUAUGUCACAAAUAUGGCUCCUCUUGUUUGUUUAUCUGUUAUAAUGGACUGCAUUCAAGGAGCCCUUUCAGGUGUUGCAAGAGGUUGCGGCUGGCAGCAUAUUGGAGCGUAUAUAAAUCUUGCUGCGUUUUACCUUUUCGGAAUUCCAAUUGCUGCAGCAUUGGGUUUCUGGUUAAAUUUUAGAGGGAAAGGUCUCUGGAUUGGAGUACUCUCUGGCGCUACUUUACAGACUAUUAUGCUUGCCACAAUAACAAGUUGUACAAACUGGGAAAAACAGGCAACUAAGGCAAGGGAGAGGUUAUUUGAGCAGAAGUCUUCAGCUGAUGAAGCAUUUAUUUUAAGAGAAUGA
This is a messenger RNA of Fraxinus pennsylvanica, 1452 nucleotides long. The record is from the annotation of a GenBank genome assembly. NCBI's taxonomy places the organism in Eukaryota, Viridiplantae, Streptophyta, Magnoliopsida, Lamiales, Oleaceae.